This is a messenger RNA of Triplophysa rosa, 1018 nucleotides long. It is a transcript of the gene dctn6, whose product is annotated as dynactin subunit 6. The record is from RefSeq and is a predicted model, not a curated record. Gene Ontology annotation, biological process: mitotic spindle organization. Gene Ontology annotation, molecular function: dynein complex binding. The coding region runs from base 54 to 647 and encodes 197 amino acids. Gene Ontology annotation, cellular component: dynactin complex. NCBI's taxonomy places the organism in Eukaryota, Metazoa, Chordata, Actinopteri, Cypriniformes, Nemacheilidae. The transcript is spliced from 7 exons.
UCUGAGUCAGUGAUGAUCAGACAUCAACAAUUGCACAUGACGACAUCGAACGCAUGAACAUGGCGGAUCCGAGUGCAAAACAAAGCGUCCAAAAAAGUGUGAAGAUCGCUGCGGGUGCUGUGGUGUGUGUGGAGAGUGAGAUCAGAGGAGAUGUCACAAUCGGACCAAGAACUGUUGUUCACCCGAAAGCUCGGAUCAUUGCGGAGGCUGGACCCAUCGUGAUCGGAGAGGGAAAUCUAAUCGAAGAGCAAGCAUUGAUCAUUAACAGCUAUCCUGAGAACAUUCUGCCCGACAGUGACUGUGUGGAACCCAAAGUCAUGACCGUCGGCAUCAAUAACGUCUUUGAAGUUGGCUGUGUAUCUCAGGCUUUGAAAAUUGGGGAUAACAAUGUUAUCGAAUCAAAAGCUGAAGUAGGCAGGAACGUGAUGCUGACUAGCGGCUGUAUCGUGGGUGCGUGUUGUCAGGUGAACACAUGUGAAGUGAUUCCAGAGAACACUGUGAUCUACGGCUCAGAGUGUCUGAGACGCGUGCAGACUGAAAGGCCGCAGCCUCAGACGCUGCAGCUGGAUUUCCUUAUGAAGAUUUUACCCAAUUAUCACCAUCUUAAGAAAACCGUGAAAGGAAAUUCCACUCCUGCCAGAAGUUGAGAGCGAAUUUACACAAAUACACAUGUAAUCUAUAAAUUUAACGAUUGAGCUUAUAGCUACUUUUCUUUGCAUUUGUUUGUAUGUUUUUGUUGAUUUGUGUUUGUUUGUUUGUUUGUUUGUUUGUUUGUUUGUUUGUUUUGGACUUGCAGUUUGGCUCGUAAUUUAUUCAUGACUGAAAUCACUUCAGAUCUCUAAUCUGCAACAUGUUUUUGUAGUUUAUGUAAAAUCUUCCUGCUAAACGUUUCUCCCACAAUAAAAUAAAUAUGUAAACAACUAAAACAUUCCAGUACAGAAUCAGUUUCUUUCAACUAAAUAUAACAGUACCUUAUGAGCUAAAUUUCAUGCAUUCUUGAGUGAGCAGUUUCAUUAAA